This is a messenger RNA of Knipowitschia caucasica, 1584 nucleotides long. The record is from the annotation of a GenBank genome assembly. Lineage: Eukaryota; Metazoa; Chordata; Actinopteri; Gobiiformes; Gobiidae.
AUGAACGGGGGGCCGUGUAAGACUCGAGGAGACCUGGAGAAGAUGAUGCUCCGGUUCGAUGGAUUGCGCCGAGCAGAGAAGGCCGAAUGCAUCCGCUGCGAAGUCCUCUACCAGAAGAUGAUCCUGAAAAACCCGAGCCCGUAUCUGACCGAUGCGAACGGAAACGCAACCCGUAUUGUAGCCAAACUGAAGAUGGCUCUGCCCCGGACAGAGGAGUCCGUGUCGGUCCGUGUCGGUCUGCUCUGCCCGCGGAGAGUGUAUGGUCUGCCCGCGGAGAGAGGCAGCAUGUCGGGCCGCUGGUGGAGCAGUGCCGCGGUCACUCACCUGCUCAUGGCGCUGUUCGCAAUGGGCUCCUGGGUCUCCGUCAACAGCCUCUGGGUCGAGAUCCCGGUGGUGGUCAACGUGCUACCCGAAGGGUGGAACCUUCCGGCCUACCUGGUGGUCCUCAUUGCUUUUGGAAACCUGGGUCCCAUCGCGGUGACCGUCACUCACCACUGCUCUCCGGGACGACUCAACGAACGCAUCGUCAUCCACGUCAUCCAGGCGCUGGCCGUCGUCACCGCCGCGUUCCUGGCCAUUUCCUGGUCUUACACCGUCACCGUGGCGGGACAGGAGCGAUCCAUACCGUUCCUCAUUUGUACUUUUGUUUUGUCUUUCGUCUGCUGCACUUCCAACGUCACCUUCCUGCCGUUCAUGUUCCGAUACCCGCCUCAGUACAUCCGCACCUUCUUCAUCGGGCAGGGAUUGAGCGCCCUCUUCCCCUGCGUGGUCGCGCUGGGACAGGGCGUGGGGAAACUGGAGUGCAAGUCCGUCAACGGCACGAUCCAGCCCGAGUAUCUGAAGGAGAAUUUCUCGGUUCAAAACUUCUUCUGGUUCCUGUUCGUCAUGCUCUUGGUCUCUGCCUUGAGUUUCUUCGCCCUGACCAAGAGAGACACGGCUCAGGAUCACGUCCCUCCAGAGACGGAGAAAAGCGGAGACGAAACCCAGGCCCUCCAGAACGGGACCCCAGUGUCGGAGCAGCAGGUGCAGCUGGAGGAGCAGCCGCCUCCCGCUCACUCCUUCUGGACCCUUCAUAACAUUUAUCUCCUGGUCUUACUGGCUCUAUCCAACGCUCUGACCAACGGAGUCCUGCCGUCGGUCCAGAGCUUCACCUGUCUGCCCUACAGCUCCAUGACUUUCCAUCUCUCUGUGGUCCUGGGCAACAUCGCCAACCCCCUCGCCUGCUUCCUGGCCAUGUUCUUUGUUUUGAGGUCAGCGAGUGGCCUGGGCGGGUUGACCAUCGCUGGAGGAGUCUUUGCCUCGUACCUCAUGGCUCUGGCCGCCCUCAGCCCGUGCCCCCCGCUCCUGGGAUCCUCGUCUGGGGUCGCUUUAGUGGUCUUGUCGUGGAUCCUCUUCACGGGCCUCUUCUCGUACCUGAAGGUGGUGAUCGGGACGCUGCUGCACGAGGCCGGUCACGCCGCGCUGUUGUGGUGCGGCAUCUUCAUCCAGGCCGGCUCUCUGCUCGGGGCCCUGGUCAUGUUCCCUCUGGUCAACAUCUAUCACGUGUUCUCCCGCUCCCAGGAGUGCGUCAACAACUGCAGCUAG